Molecule: messenger RNA, 1203 nt
Organism: Anarrhichthys ocellatus (wolf-eel)
Lineage: Eukaryota; Metazoa; Chordata; Actinopteri; Perciformes; Anarhichadidae
Gene: stmn4
Product: stathmin-like 4
Exons: 6
Coding region: 132-698 (188 amino acids)
Biological process (GO): neuron projection development; microtubule depolymerization; regulation of microtubule polymerization or depolymerization
Cellular component (GO): neuron projection; cytoplasm
Molecular function (GO): tubulin binding
Source: RefSeq, a predicted model, not a curated record
CUGUAUCCGUGCAGCCAGACGGGGAUAACCGUAGUCACCGGUCCAUCAGCAGCAGCGGAGAAGACAGGGCCAGAGGGGGACUGAGAAGGAUCGUUAGCAUCCCUGGAGAGUUAUACAUACGCAGUGAGAAGAUGACUCUGGCAGCCUACAAAGAGAAGGUUAAGGAGCUCCCCCUGGUGUCUCUGUUCUGCGCCUGCUUCAACCCACAGACUGCAGACAAACCUACAUACAAGGCAGAAGAUGCGGUGGACCUGGGCUGGUGCGUCAUCAAAGACGUGGAGGUAAUUGAGCUGAACAAGCGGACAUCUGGCCAGGCCUUCGAGGUCAUCCUCAAGCCCCCGUCCUUUGACGGGAUGCCAGAGCUCAACGGAUCCAUGCCGCAGCGCCGCGACCCGUCCCUGGAGGAGAUCCAGAAGAAGCUGGAGGCGGCCGAGGAGAGGCGAAAGUGCCAGGAGGCGGAGCUGCUGAAGCACCUGGCGGAGAAGAGGGAGCACGAGCGCGAGGUGAUCCAGAAGGCCUUUGAGGAGAACAACAACUUCAUCAAGAACGCCAAGGAGAAGCUUGAGCAAAAGAUGGAGGCCAACAAGGAGAACAGAGAGGCCCUGCUGGCCGCCAUGCUGGAGAGGCUGCAGGAGAAGGACAAACACGCGGAAGAAGUGAGGAAGAACAAGGAGAUGAAGGAGGAAGCCUGCCGGUAGAUGAAUGGAGAAGAACAGAAGAGAGAGAGAGAGAAGAGAGAGCGGGACUGGGAUUUUUAUGAUCGGUAUAAAAAAAUAACAAAAACCAAGGAAAUCAAAAUAGUGCAGGAAAGAUUUUUAAAAAGAACACAAAAGCAACUGAACAAAGGGGAACGGGGAGUUUUCACUUUUGAUGUGUGCUGUAACGAUUCUGAACAAGCUGUACAAAGUUUAGCCAACUCAAAAAUAAAUCUGUCUCUUUGUACUAAAGGAAAAGUGGGUGGGUGGGUGGGUGGGGCAUCAUAAUAAACAUUUACAAUUUGUAAAAGAGGGGCAACAAUGGUUGAUUGGUGAGGAACGAAAGCAUCGAGGCAAAAGAUGCACACAUUUAAAUCAUGGCUCUGAAUUCUGCAGCAGGGAAUAAUAACCGCCUGUUCACUGAUCUGUGUUUGAUGCUUUAUAUCAGGAGUCGUGACUGUUGUAGCACAGCCAAUCAUACAGAGUAGAGAGCUGUGAUCUAAACUGU